AUGUUUAUCUCAACAAAAAUAUUUUUGUUUGUAGCUGUGUGCCUUGUUUUCAUUCAAUCAGCAUACGCUAGUGUAUUCUCUCAACUUCAAUUCAUCAAGAUCUCAUCACCUAAAAAUGGUCAAAAUUUAGUUGCUGGCAAACCUUUGACUGUCAAAUACGUUAUGCAACCUCUUAUCAAAGAUCAUGUUGCUGCUGGUAGAGCUCUCAAGUUAAAUAUCAACUUCCACAAAAGAACUGGUAAUGCAAAGCAACAAAAGGUCGCCAUUAUCCACAAGUAUUGUCCUGUCGCAGCCAAACAAGAUAAAUAUGUUACCUAUACCAAGAAGUGGACUAUCCCCAAGAGCACUAAGCCUGGAUCUUACGCUGUUGACUUUGUUGAAUUGGUUCAACUUCGUCGUGGUCAAAUGACUGCUACUGAAACUGUCAAGUUUUUUACGGUUCCUCACAUUUGCGCUUCUGGGGAAACAUUGUCUUCUACUGAAUAUGUAGUUCGUGCUGGUGGAAAAGGUGCAAAUCAAUCCAUUGCCAUUGCUAAGGCUGGUGGACGCGUCUAUCAUGCUGGUAAUUUUGGUCAUGACGCUAUAUGGAGAAAUGGUCGUGCAUUUAUUCAGGUCAGUAAGGAAACAGGCGAUAAUUGUAUCGUGUUGUAUCCUGGUACCAAUAGUACUUAUCGAGCACAAGAUGCGCACAAGGUACUUGAGUCAUUUGGACCAGGCGAUUGGAUCGUUCAACAAAAUGAAAUCAGUGAAGGUGGUGAAAUCAUGAAAUUGGCAGCGGAGAGGGGUCUUUCUGUUCUUUUUAAUCCUGCUCCUCUAACGAAGGGUAUCUUGAAGGAGUUUCCUUUUGAUAAGGUUACUAUCUUGAUUGUUAAUGAGCACGAAGCUGAGGCUUUACUUCAAGAACUACACAGCAAUGCAGCAGAGAAAUCAGGGUUGGAUUUGGCAAAUGCAUUAUUAAACACAUUCAAAUCCAUGCAAGGUGUUGUCAUUACUCUGGGAGGAGAAGGCGUGGUUGCGAAGUUUAGAAAGGAUGCCGAAAUAAAAGAUUUCAAAGUGGCUGGUAGAAAAGUAUCUGUCAAAGACACCACAGGAGCAGGCGAUACGUUUGUUGUAAGUUAUUUUAUAGACUAG
Molecule: messenger RNA, 1131 nt
Organism: Gilbertella persicaria
Lineage: Eukaryota; Fungi; Mucoromycota; Mucoromycetes; Mucorales; Choanephoraceae
Product: Ribokinase-like protein
Exons: 5
Coding region: 1-1131 (376 amino acids)
Molecular function (GO): kinase activity
Source: RefSeq, a predicted model, not a curated record